Messenger RNA from Westerdykella ornata, 813 nucleotides. RefSeq lists its product as uncharacterized. The coding region runs from base 171 to 779 and encodes 202 amino acids. The record is from RefSeq and is a predicted model, not a curated record. Lineage: Eukaryota; Fungi; Ascomycota; Dothideomycetes; Pleosporales; Sporormiaceae. The transcript is spliced from 3 exons.
GGAUGAAUGUCUUCACAUAUAAGUACUGCCCUUCCUUUCCUCUCUGAGUCCAUUUCCACAACAACUCGCCACCUCCUGUUCCAUACUCCAUCAUCGUUGCACUGUCCAAUCCCCGCUUUCCCGAAUUCUAUCUAUCUACCCUCACUGCCUUACCCCAUCACCUUCGCACAAUGAAGUACACAUUCACUGCUGUUGCCCUUGCGGCUCUCUCCCUUGCUAGCCCCGUCCCGGAUGCGGCCGCUGCAUCGCCCCCGUCGUUCAAGAUCACGGACGUCAUUCACGGUGGCUCUGGCUGCCCCCAGGGCUCCAUUGACAUCGACUUCAGCGACAGCAAGAUCCUUCCCAUCCGCUUCAGCAAGGACUUCACCGCCUCCGUUGGCCCCAACGUCCCUGCGGAGGAAUCCCGCAAGAACUGCCAGCUCAACAUCGCCCUCAAGUACUCCCCCGGCUACCAAUACAGCGUUUACAGCGCCGACUACUCCGGCUGGGGAGACCUCGAUGCCGGUGUCAAGGGCUCCGUAAAGGCAAACUACUACUUCUCUGGCGAAACUGCACAGUGUUCCACCGAGCUCGAACUCAACGGCCCCUUCAGCGGCCGCUACACCAAGCACGACGACGUCCAGCUCUCCGUCUGGUCGCCCUGCGGUGGCGACUCGGCGCUCAACGUCAAUGCCCAGGUUGCGCUGACGCCUCUGGGCAAGGGCGCGGGUACUUUGGUGGCGGUCAAGGAGAGCGCCAAGUUCACUCACUCCCUCUACAUCAAGUGGAGGCAAUGCUAGAUGUGAGCACUGGUGAAUCGGGGUGGUGUUUUAG